CCACCUAAAUAACCAAUCUAUAAAAGAAAAAGCCCACAAAGCCAAUUACACAGAGAAUCCUAAAAACUCACACUUUCUCUCUCUAGAAAAAAAAACACUCACUUUCUCUCUCUAAAAAUCAAUGGCGUCGCCACGUGAGGAGAACGUGUACAUGGCAAAGCUGGCCGAGCAAGCCGAACGCUACGAGGAAAUGGUAGAAUUUAUGGAGAAAGUCGUCGCCGCCGCAUACGGCGGAGAGGAGUUAACCGUGGAAGAACGAAACCUCCUCUCCGUCGCAUACAAAAACGUGAUCGGAGCACGACGAGCAUCGUGGAGGAUAAUAUCAUCAAUUGAGCAGAAAGAGGAAAGUCGUGGUAACGAAGAACAUGUUGUUUCGAUUAAGGAGUAUAGAUCUAAGAUUGAAUCUGAACUUACAUCGAUCUGUAAUGGCAUUUUGAAAUUGCUUGAUUCUAAGCUUAUUGGGUCCGCUGCUACGGGGGAUUCGAAGGUGUUUUACUUGAAAAUGAAAGGUGAUUAUCAUCGUUAUUUGGCUGAGUUUAAAACUGGCGCUGAAAGGAAAGAAGCUGCUGAGAAUACCCUCUCUGCUUACAAAUCUGCUCAGGAUAUUGCAAAUGCUGAGCUUGCACCUACACAUCCAAUCCGAUUGGGACUUGCUCUCAAUUUCUCUGUAUUUUACUACGAGAUUUUGAAUUCUCCUGAUCGUGCUUGUAACCUCGCCAAACAGGCCUUUGAUGAGGCAAUUGCGGAGCUGGACACAUUGGGCGAAGAAUCCUACAAGGACAGCACUCUGAUCAUGCAGCUUCUUCGCGAUAACCUCACUUUAUGGACCUCCGAUAUGCAGGAUGAUGGAACCGACGAGAUCAAAGAAGCAGCACCGAAACCAGAUAAUGAAUGAGAAGGCAGUAAAAACUGGUGAAAUUUCUUUUAGGAUUGAAAUAUGCCAUGUUGUAACUUCGUUAUUUGUCUGGGCUCGGCUCUUUGUUAGUGCUAGAUCUUGUGAUUUGUAAUACCUAAAAAUCAACCCUUUCUUGUUAUUUCUUGUUUUCGUUUGUUUCUCUGUGGAUUUCUCUUGUAUUUGGAUUAUUUCCUUUUUCUCAAAGGAAUGACUUAUGGGAAGUUGGAUCUAUCUUUUAAUCCAUAAAUUUGAAAGCUUUUCCAUUUCAUAUUA
Capsicum annuum is the source of this 1168-nucleotide messenger RNA. Its product is annotated as 14-3-3-like protein 16R. Bases 122 to 895 code for a protein of 257 amino acids. Gene Ontology annotation, biological process: signal transduction. The record is from RefSeq and is a predicted model, not a curated record. Gene Ontology annotation, cellular component: cytoplasm. NCBI's taxonomy places the organism in Eukaryota, Viridiplantae, Streptophyta, Magnoliopsida, Solanales, Solanaceae. The transcript has 4 exons.